This is a messenger RNA of Glycine soja, 827 nucleotides long. RefSeq lists its product as uncharacterized. The record is from RefSeq and is a predicted model, not a curated record. The transcript has a single exon. Bases 56 to 358 code for a protein of 100 amino acids. NCBI's taxonomy places the organism in Eukaryota, Viridiplantae, Streptophyta, Magnoliopsida, Fabales, Fabaceae.
UGUUAUUCAGACCCAUAUUCAAUUCCAUUUGUGAUAGAACAUAAUUAACUUGAACAUGGGUUCCUCUGCUGCAGAUUCAGCAUCGUGGUACUGUGCCAUGGUAUUGCUGGCCAUGAUACUGUUGGGGUCAAUAAGGGAAAGCACCGUGGCAGAAGAAGAAGGUGAGCCUAUAAAAGGGAACAACCUCCGUCAACGACCGUGUGAUGAAAUAUACGUUGUGGGAGAAGGGGAGACCCUGCACACCAUCAGUGACAUGUGCAAUGACCCGUUUAUCGUGGAGCGGAACCCACAUAUCCAUGAUCCCGAUGAUGUUUUCCCCGGCCUUGUCAUCAAAAUCAUCCCCAUCCACCAAUACUAAAAAAAAAAAAACGAUUCAAGAGGUACAUGGAGGUUUUGUGUUUGAGAUUUUACAUUGACUAGAAACCAUCAUAGUGUAUAUAAGUGAGGAAAAGGAGGAAAAUAUAUUCAUAAUUGGUAGCUUAGCUUCCUAAUUUUUGUUUUUGAGCUUUUGUGCCUAUUUAUCUCUUGUUAUGUAGAUAACGCUUCUUCGGGUUUCAUUGUUAUUAGUUUAUUACUACUGGGUUUGUGAAUUGUGACCCGUUGACGAAUAAUUAAGUUAUGAAGAUAUACAGUUUCGAUUACUUCAGUUCAGCCAUGGAUUCUCCAAUGGUAUACUGAUAUUUCUGUAUGUAAAAAAUGAAACUGUCUCAACUGUCGACUGAUAGCACAUCUAGCUGCGAAUUCAGUGUAAAGAUCUUGUGCUUGAUUGUUGUAAAAAAUAUUAGUGUGCAACAAGGAUGAUAAUAAAAUUUGAACUUAGAAUUCCA